AUGUAUUCCCGAAACAACAUUGCUAUAGAGAGCAUUGAAGAUGAGAUCUAUGUGCAUCAUUAUCCGGUACCAGAACUCGAAGAUCUGGAGAGGAAGAAUGGUGACGGGGAAAAGGACCAGAGGGAGAGGGAAGAGAGGGAGUUCAACGAUGUCGUCGGACUUGGGGUGAACACUGAACAUUUGUGUUUUAGCCUAAACUUGCUUUUCUCAAUGCAGCUUCUUUGCUUCUAUAAGCAUCCACCACCAUUCUUUGCAUCAUUUUCUAGACAAUUACUAGUACAUAGUAGUGAACAAGGCAUAAUAUUCAAGAAGAGGAAGCUAAGCACAAACCCUUAUUAUUCUUCAUCUUCUUAUUGCAUAGUUCAUGCAGUGAAGGAAGAUUCACAGCAAUAUGAGAUAGACCCAGAUGAGGCCAGAGAAGCCCUUAAAAAGCUUGACCAACAAUUCCAAUCUCUCUCCAAUAAACGAGUUUCAUCCUCUCCAAAACUCACGGUUUCUGACGUGAAGCUUACCAAAGAGCAAGCCAGUGACACUGAAAAGCUAGGAUUUUCAGAAUCGUUUCUUUCAUCUUUAGCUGUUGGUCUGGUUCUGUUUACUAUAUUUUACAAUGUGCUAUUUUACACUGUAAUUAAGCCAUCCAUCGAUGCGUACUACUAGUGUGUAUGUAUAUAUAUACAAGGGCGAAGCAUAAAGAACCUUGCUAUAUAUAUGUCGCAGCCGGAUCGCGACCUGGCGAAAGAGAUUGAAUGUUAAAAAUAAUGGAGUUGCCAAUAAGAUUUAUUUAGAAAAAUAUUGGAAAAACCUUUUUGUUUGAGAAAACUGGUCUUUCGAAUAGAAAAUUGAUUCAGG
Gastrolobium bilobum is the source of this 849-nucleotide messenger RNA. RefSeq lists its product as uncharacterized. Bases 1 to 657 code for a protein of 218 amino acids. The transcript has 3 exons. The record is from RefSeq and is a predicted model, not a curated record. NCBI's taxonomy places the organism in Eukaryota, Viridiplantae, Streptophyta, Magnoliopsida, Fabales, Fabaceae.